AUGGUACCAGGUAUUGGAAACCUACAAGUUACCUCUAACGCUAUGGACCAGUCUGCUAUCGUUCGAGAGGAUAUCGUACUAUCCAGUGAAGACCAAGACCUGACAAUUCCAGGUAAGGGAAAGGUGCUUACGACGGUAGUCCCGCUGGAUCGGGAGCCACCACAGAUGUGUGACAUUUCUCUGCUUAUGGUACAAGCCAGAAAGCCAUCUCUCAGUCACCACAUGGCGUUGCCGGUGGAGAUCAUUGCUCGUAUCCUCGAUUUCCUCCCCCAGCACCGGGUGUACCCGUUUCUAUCGCUUUCAAAAAGUGUCAAUCACGUGGCCAAAGAAAGACUAUUCCGCCAGGUGUACGUGUGCCACGCUGACCCGUUUCUAGAUGAUGCCGUGGACGAACUCCUAUACUGGCUGUUCCUCUCCCGUCGCCAAUUCAUCCAUUUGAUGCGUUUACAAGCGAAAUUGCCGGCACGGAAGGUAUUUAUCGACACGGUGUUGCAACCUCCAGUGUUGCAUGAACCGCUUCUCGAAGCGAUCAAACGGCACUUGGCUCCGGCAGAGGUUGUCGUCGUCGUGGAAGGUAACAUCCGUGGAAACUAUCCGUACUUCAAUAUAACGUCGGUGGUGCCAAAGCCUCCAUGGAAGGACCCCUACGUGUCCCGACUUACAUUGAAGGGGAUUGUUACUUUUCCCAUUGCGAAUAAAGUGAGAGUGGACAGUCUCCUGAUGAUUGAUGGCGUCGUAAACAUCGCCGGGGGUGUUGACCUUCUGUCCGUGAAACAGUUGUCGAUUGUGAAAUGCUACGACCACAAACCAGGAAACAUUUAUAAGAUUGCAUCUCGAUUAGUGAACUUGAGAGAACUACUCAUUGAUGACGACAAAUUCUUCGCCGCCGAGGACAACAAUAAUCCAUUCCCCCCUACCGUGAAACGGUUGGUGUACCAUUGGCCUUCCGAUCAGUACACACACCCGUUUGCCGAGCAUUUCCUCGAGCUGCUUGAGUACCUUGAGACCAGUGAAGCUGAGCGCCACCCGUUCUGGCCGCGAAUGUUUCGCUCUGUUGAGGGUGUUGCUGACGGGCACAAGGAUGAGUUAUACAAGUUUCGUAAGCUUAAGCUCUUCGUGAAGUAUGGCGCGGUGUACGCUAUUGAUCGAGUCCUUGGCGAAUACUACUCCCACCAACAGAUUAAUAAGACCGCCUCCCACGACGGUGAUAAUGAUUGA
This is a messenger RNA of Diutina rugosa, 1218 nucleotides long. RefSeq lists its product as uncharacterized. NCBI's taxonomy places the organism in Eukaryota, Fungi, Ascomycota, Pichiomycetes, Serinales, Debaryomycetaceae. The coding region runs from base 1 to 1218 and encodes 405 amino acids. The transcript has a single exon. The record is from RefSeq and is a predicted model, not a curated record.